CUCAGUCAACUCUCUUAAGCGUCUCAGGAACUGAUGCAGGACGGCAGAUCUCGCGUUGUUUGCCGAGGGUCGCACUGAGCCUACUGGGUCAGUCUCUAGCUUCAUUGCAGAGGCUGUCAGUUUGGCGUUCACCACUGGUUUACAUCGUAGCACUUUGGAGUUCAAGAUGGACGCAGUGACAUUGCAGAUCCGCACUCGCCUGUUUUGGGCUCUAUAUAUACGAGAUAUAACCUUCGCUUACAACCAAGGACGCCCUCCACUCAUCAGGCUGUCCGAGUGUAGCAUUGUCCUUCCAGUCGCCGUCGAUAACGAGUAUAUAAAGAAGACGGAGAUCCUCCCGCAACCUGAGAGCAACUCUCCACUAGCAAUUGCCGCCGCCGUAACGACAAUAGAGAUAUAUAUAAUACUCGAACACGUUUGGUUCCCCUUUUCGCUCAAUAAUGUUGUUGUAUUAAAUCUAAAUCAUAGGUCCUGUCGGCUAUCAAUGCGCCAUCGAGGACGCCAGCAGAUGCGUAUGAUCUACACGACCCACGGGCCAGUAGAAGCGAUCUCAUGAGACGGGCAUAAAUGCGGCUAGAUGAGAUUGAGCGACAUCUUCCAACCUAUCUAUCACCUGCUGGCGUUAUGCCCAGCCCAGCUCCCAAAUAUCUCUAUGUUUGUCGCGUUCGGGCCGCUUUCCUGUUUGUUAAAACGCUCAUAGCCCGUCAAUCUCUUGUUGAGGAGUUAGACU
Microdochium trichocladiopsis is the source of this 730-nucleotide messenger RNA. RefSeq lists its product as uncharacterized. The coding region runs from base 167 to 556 and encodes 129 amino acids. The transcript is spliced from 5 exons. Gene Ontology annotation, biological process: DNA-templated transcription. Lineage: Eukaryota; Fungi; Ascomycota; Sordariomycetes; Xylariales; Microdochiaceae. The record is from RefSeq and is a predicted model, not a curated record. Gene Ontology annotation, molecular function: zinc ion binding; DNA binding.